AUGAAUCACAAUGAAGGGAGGUGUAAUUUUGUAGCACACGGGGGGAAGGAAACUGCACCUGAUCAAUGGGGGGUGGAUGAAAGAAGGGGUAAGAUCCCCCAGGGAAAUCCACCUUUCAGGAAUGACAACCGGAAUGGGCUUCAGCGCUCCUACGAGGGGGGCGAACUGUUUAAUCUGAAGCGAGGAGUGCAAAGAGACAGCCCUAGAAAGGCCACACAGGAGGGAUGUGCAAUGUUUCCAAAGGGAGAACACGCCAAUGGGGGGAGGAAACAAAAAAACGGGUGGACAGGACAAAACAAAAGUGGGCAAACAAAAAGGAGAAGUAAUAACAAUGAGGAAGAGAAGAAGCUUCCCAGCGGAGAGCACACACCAGAUGAAGGGAAAAAGGAAAAGUAUGUCACCUACUGUGAGGGUGGAUAUUUACGGGGAUUACUGAAGAACGCUUUGGUGAAGCCCAGUUUGAAGGCCUUCCUGGGGACGAGGGUCAUUUCUUUUCUUAACGAAAAGGAAAGGCAUAACUGUUCUAUGACCUGCAAGCUCCUCUUUUUCGAAACCUACUCCCUGGGGAAUUUAAAAAAUAUUUACAAGAGAAAAUUCAUUCGAAGUGAAAAGAGAAGCAUGAUCUGGAAGAUGAUCCUGCUGGGGGAAAACACGUACUUGAGUGAGGACCUGUUUGGUGAGCUGACCCGAAGGAGGAGCACCUACGAGCCGAUCAUCGAGAAGGACGUGCCGAGGACCUUUCCACAUAGGUUCUUUUCUACAGACAGGACUACAGAUGCAACAGCCUCUGGACACAUUGCAACAGAUGCAACAACCUCCGAUCACGUUUUGACAGAUGGUCCGCCCCCCCAGGAAGAACUCUUCGAUGUGCUAAAGAUAUGCUCCCUGUAUUUCCAAAACGUGGGCUACUGUCAAGGAAUGAAUUACGUAGCCGCAAUUCUCUUCCUCGUCCUUAAAGACAAGUUAUACACCGCUAGAUGCUUCAUCGCUUUGUUAAAAAUUUUCAACCUAAAAGGAUUGUAUAUUUUUAAGUUUCCCCAGCUGAAGAAAAUUAUGUACCAGCUGAAGGUUCUCAUAAAGGGCUACUUGCCCAAGUUAUCCUCCUACUUUCGAAGGAAAAAAAUAAAAAUAAAUUUUUUUUGUAUAAAUUGGUUCAUGACUCUGUUUUCCCAAGACUUAACCUUCGAACAGACAGUAAAAUUAUGGGACAGUUUUUUUCUUUUCGGAUUGAAAAUUUUAAUAAAACUGAGCUUAAUUUUUUUGUCCCACUUUGAGAAAAAAAUUCUGUCCCUGUCGUAUGAAGAGGCUUUAACCUUCCUGAAAUCGAUGACCAGGUUUCCCUUCACGGAGUACCUCUUCGAAGAGAAGAAUUUCUUCCCCUACUUACGAAGGUUUAAAGUGACCAACCGGACUUUGAGGCAAAUUAUUUUUCUCCGGAAAAAUGGUAUUAACUUUGAGGUUCAUGUGAGGAAGGUUAACCACCGUGGGCUUCAAACGGAUAGGUGCUCCGUUGUGAUUUGCGAAAAUGCCAACAGGGGAGACAAAAUGGCACACGUAACGGGAGGGACAUCCACCAUGCAUAAUGGGGAUAACCUCAUGCACAGGUUCAUGGGAAUUUUCCGCGGGGUGGUGGACAACAGAACUGCUGACCCCUUCAGCAAAGCAAUAAAUCAGAGGAGAAGACGCCCUCCCUUGCGGGCCGCCAACCAAGCCAACUGUACCAACUUCUUCCUCGACCCCACCUGCUCCAAUGAAGUCACCCCGGAGAAUCAGUGCCUCUCGUUGAACUUUAAUAGUGGCCUCUUCUGUGGCGUCAAGGAGCAGAGUAGGUACCUUCGGGGGGACAGCACCAUAGGCGAGGGAAGCACCCGGGAAGAAGAGGCCACCGCAGAGGAUGAAUACAGUGCACGCCCCGGCGGCAACGCCUGCGUCGAAAUGAACACCUACUACGACUUGAACCUUACGAAGUCCUUCCGGCAGAGAUAG
Plasmodium coatneyi is the source of this 1986-nucleotide messenger RNA. RefSeq lists its product as uncharacterized. The transcript has a single exon. The coding region runs from base 1 to 1986 and encodes 661 amino acids. The record is from RefSeq and is a predicted model, not a curated record. Lineage: Eukaryota; Apicomplexa; Aconoidasida; Haemosporida; Plasmodiidae.